Messenger RNA from Rotaria sp. Silwood2, 747 nucleotides. Lineage: Eukaryota; Metazoa; Rotifera; Eurotatoria; Philodinida; Philodinidae. The record is from the annotation of a GenBank genome assembly.
AUGGGUAUUGCUACUUGCUAUCCUUGUGCCAAAUAUCUAUUAUUGGCUUUGAAUCUUUUUUUUUGGUUAAGUGGUUUUGCAUUAAUUACUCUUGGUAUAUAUUUUCUAUUACGUCCUGAAGUUCAAAAUAUUAUUCAUUUGUUUAAUUUUACUACUUUACCAUUAUCGUCUAUUGAACUAUUAGCUUGUCUUCUUAUUCUCUUUGGUAUUAUCAUAUUUCUUAUUGGACUCUUUGGAUAUUGUGGUGCACAACAAGAAUCUCGUACUUGUCUUAUACUUUAUAUUGUUUUGGUAACAUGUGUUCUUCUUGCUGAAUUAGCUCUAUUCAUAUUUAUUGCAAUGUAUCAUGAACAAGGACAAGUACUUGUAAAACAACAUCUUGUAUCACAAGUGAAAAAAUAUAAUCAUAUGUAUCCAAGUCAAUAUGAAAAAGCAAUAGACUAUGUUCAAAGCAAGUAUCAUUGCUGUGGUAUUGAUUCAGCUUAUGAUUACACUGAAUCACAUAUACCAUUAUCUUGCUGUUCUAUGACAUCUUCAUCAUCUUGUACUGUUCAUCAAGUUGGUUUAGCUGGUACACCAGGAUGUUUUUCUUCAUUAACACAAACAACAUUUUUCUGGACAAAGUUUAUUAUUCUAAUUGAACUUGGUUUAUGCGCUCUAUCAUUAAUUGGUGUUUUUCUCGCUAUUUGUGUUUGCCAAAAUACAAUGCUUUAUAAUGGAUAUACACAAACACCAUAUUAUAUUUAA